Mycetomoellerius zeteki is the source of this 1819-nucleotide messenger RNA. RefSeq lists its product as uncharacterized. NCBI's taxonomy places the organism in Eukaryota, Metazoa, Arthropoda, Insecta, Hymenoptera, Formicidae. The transcript has 3 exons. The record is from RefSeq and is a predicted model, not a curated record. Bases 1178 to 1819 code for a protein of 213 amino acids.
GACAGACGGCGCUGGUCGCGUCGCGACAAGGAGUGCGUUAGUCAAGUGCAUUGUUCAUUGAAAACGUAUUACGGCCGCAUUAUGUCCGUCGGACCGUAGCCUUUUUCACGCGGUUUUACUCGGUGAAGUCGCGCGUGACGAGUUAUGCAACGUACGCCGCGUAAGGGCGGCCCGCGCCGGGCGAUCGGACACCGCGGCAGCUGACCUACUUAGAGCUCGGCCUAUCAUCGUCGUACCUCACGACGCGGCGGCGAAUCGUGUCGCCGACCACGCGAAAGGAGAGGUUCGUGACAAAUCCCCGGUGGUUCGUUAGAACGGCCGAAAAAGUCGGGCCGCACGAGUCGUCCCGCGGCACCGGAUCCGCGGAGCGACGCGGUCGCGAUGUCGCGAUUGCGGCGGCCCGUCGGCGGCGAAGGAAGCGGGGCCGGGGACAGACACCUUUUGGAAAUUGCGUCUUUCCGCCCGCGACGGAGCUCGCCGAUGAGGCGCAGGGCCGUAAUCGACGCGCGACAGCGCCCGGCACGAGGGUACCGGCUCUGCACCGACCGAGGCGGCCGCGGCGUGUAAAUCAAUUCGAAUCCUCUUUCUCCCCUUUCUGCUCUCUUUUUACCUUCCUCCGUCUCUGUCUCUUUCUAUCUCGGAAGCGACGGCGUUUCGUCUCGGUAGCGAGCGAGAAAGCGAACGCCGGUGUACUCGUUUAUGUACGCUCGCGAUUACGGUUUUCCCUUUCGUUCGACCACUGCCGUACACACAAGCUUCGGCAUAACGGGGUGGGGGGUGGGGGAGACGCCAACUGGACGGCGAAACGAAUCGGAGCACACGCAAAGAUCGUCACACGCACAUGACCCUGACCCUCGCGGUUUAUCGCGAACGAUGAUCUUCCGAGCAAUUUCUGCAUAAAUUUGAGGUCGCGCGGUACGUAGACCCAAGAAACGGAUUCAUUUCCCGUCGUCGCGCGAAUUGAGAUUUCGAACCGCGACGUUGAUCCGUUCGAGAGUCUUUUUGCUAGGAAGAUGAGAAAAAGAAAUAGGAGAAGGAAAAGAUCGGUGGAUGAAAGAGAAAAAAAUGCGAACGUAUGGCUGGGCAGCGUGCGGCCGAUACGGUCCUGACGGCUUUCGUGCUGUCAGUGCGCGACAGUGCGCCGGACGCUCGCUUGACUUAGGGAGUGCCCGUGCCGAUGCAAAGUGUGUUCUUUCGAGGAGAAGUGCGUGCGCUCACGGGAACAACGUGCAAGAGAAGUGGAGGGAAUCCUGUCUGUCCGUUUGUCUAUCUGUCCGUCUAUCCGCCGGGACACGCGAGGCCCGGAAUGGCUGCGAGGACAGGGGACGGCGAGGGUGAGACCCCCGCGACAGUCUUCGACAACAAUGCCGGCAUCGUGACGACGGCGGGUUCCCUCGCGGAAUCAUCCACGUCGUCUUCGUCCUCCUCCGCUACCGUCGCCGCCACCGCCGCCACUGCCGUUGCCGCCGCGGUGCCAUCGGUGAUCCUGACAGAGAGUACCGCUACGAGCGCCGGUAGUCUGCCCUUGGGAUCUCAACAACAAGGCAACCUGCAUCAAGUACAUCAACAACAACAGUCGCGACAGAGAGUCAACCUGAUCGCCGAUGUAGCCGUCAAUGAUGUCGCAGGUAACCUCAAUGACUCUCGCUCUUCAAAGUCUUUGUUGUCGCUAAUGUGCCGCUUGCCAACCCCUCUCCCCUCCCCCUCUCUCCCUUCUCCUUUCUCUUUCCUGGCUUCGCUUUCACAUCUUCUUUCUCGCUCUCAUGUAUUACUGAGAGACAGAUUAAUUAUGAAUAUGAUGCAACGUUUCAUAGUCUAA